This is a messenger RNA of Lizanozyma spartinae, 3858 nucleotides long. RefSeq names its product protein phosphatase regulator (gene LPI9). The coding region runs from base 1 to 3858 and encodes 1285 amino acids. NCBI's taxonomy places the organism in Eukaryota, Fungi, Ascomycota, Pichiomycetes, Serinales, Debaryomycetaceae. The transcript has a single exon. The record is from RefSeq and is a predicted model, not a curated record.
AUGUCAGAUCCGCUAUCUAGUGGUGUCUCCAAUGGAGAUGUUGAUUGGGUGUUUAGAGGGAAGGCAAAGAAGCUUACUAAGAAGAUGCUUAAUGAUAUGCCAAGUUGUAUACCCCAAAAGGAGAUGGAGAUCCUUCAGAAACGUCAACUGAAGGAAUCAGAAAAGGAAAGAGAUGGGUCCCCAGAUCACAAUAAUAUUAAUGUGACCAGUCACAAUAAUACCAGUAACAUUAAUCCUCCCAUUACCAAUGCCACUAAUGGGAUGUCACCACGUUCAGAUUAUAAUGAGACUCGUCAUAAUGAAUCACUCGCAUCCUCGACUCCAAUCCCAAUCCCUACAAAGUCAUCCUUGAAAUCUCUGUGUUGCGGUAGCAAUCUGGAUAAUCACCAUCAUCCAGUAAUAUCACCCAGAAAUACGCCAUCCUAUUUGCUUCCCUCCAAGAGUAACUCCUCAAUGACUUCUACGUCUUCAUCAACGGCCUCAGUGGCUUCAAACAACUCUUUGUCCGCUCACGUGCCGUUGGGUACACUGCCUUCGUCUGCUUCUUCUGCUUCAGCUACGUCCAAGUUGUUUAAGUUGGGCCGUCUAAGAUCAUCGUCCAACCCCGUGUCUCCAUUGAGUUCCCAGCCACCAGCAGCACAAGAAACCGAUUGCAGUUCAGGUUCAGCGAGUGGAGGUGGCAGUGGGGGUGCUCCAUCUUCUCCCUCAACGUUACAUCUGAGUUCAAGCCCUAAUAACGCUGCUCCUAAAAGGAAUAGCGUAAGUGAAGGAGUCAAGAGAUCUUUUUUUGGCUCGAUAUCUUCCAAGUUUUCAAGACAAUCAAGUGUCUCUUCCCAAGAACUGACUUCUUCGGUAUCAACUACUCCUCAAGCUUCAUCCAUUGGUCCGAUAGCAGAGGGUGUUGUUGUUGAUUCCCGUUCCAAAGACCCCUUCAAGUUGAACCCUAAUCAUUUAGGUGAUUCCAGUCAAUCUCAAGAUCUUUCCAAGUUGAAUAAACCCCCUCAAGGUCUUGGAAUUGGUCGUAGAAGAUCAACACUGUCUCAGUAUGAAUCUGAUUCUCCAUCAAGAAAGAAUUCAGUCAAUUGCUCUUCAUCUCAACACCAUCAACAUCAACAUCAACAUCAACAUCAACAUCAACAUCAACAUCAGCAACGUCACCAUCAGCAUAAUCAUUAUCAUCAAAAGAAUGAUCCAUUGGCUAGUGUUUCUUUGGUUAGGGUUUGCUUUGCAGUGGACAAGUUGGCAUACGACCCUCAACAACAAAUACCUUCAAGGAAGCCUCGUAAGGGUAAUGUUCUUAUACCAGAGGACAUUAUGGCUCCACCACCAAGGCUUUCUCAAGGCAUAAGUGUCUCUGAUUCAGCACUGGAGAAGAAAGCCGAAGAAGUCAAAUACUCUUCCCAAGAAAUAGCCACUAUCAUUGAGAACCAUAGAAGAGCUUUAAUGGAAGCCGAAUCUCAUGCUCAUGAAGCACAUUUGGUUGCGAGGAAAGUUGCUGCUGAAGUUAGCCAACAUAAAUGGUCUAAGAAUGAUAUCAAUGUGCCUGUGGAAGAAGAUGAAAUUGAAUUGAAUAUUAAGGAAAUCGAUAAACCUUUACAUGUCCAUGAGAAACACUUUGAAGGCGAAGAAAUUGGUCCAGAUAUUGAUGGUGAUGAUCAUGAUCCUAUUGCCACCAAAGAAGCAACAUUAGAUCAAAUUUAUACUCGUUGCUGUCAUUUACGAGAGAUUUUACCAAUUCCGGCAACUUUAAAGCAAGUGAAGAAUAAACUGAAGCCAUUACAAGUUUUAAAAUUACUUAAUCCAAAACCUACAUUGAUUGACGUUCUUUCCUUUCUGGAUUUCAUUGCCAUUACUCCUAUUAAUACUAUAAUUUUUGAUAAUGUCACCAUGACCACUGAGAUGUUGAAACAUUUAUUAGGAUCACUUGUUUCAUCAACAUAUUUGGAGAAAUUAUCCCUUAGAAAUGUCCCUAUAGAUACCCAAGGUUGGUUGAUUCUUUGUAAGUUUUUACAAAAGAAUAAAUCCCUUCGGAAGUUGGAUAUCUCCCAACAACGACUAAAGACUUCUGAAAAUUGUACUUUAAGAUCCAAAAUGAAUUGGGAAAUUUUCUUCAUGGCUUUAACGUAUCGUGGUGGUAUGCCAGAAUUGGUAUUGAACGGUUGUAAAUUAUCUGAUUUCAUGUUUGAACAAUUGCUUCACACUAUCCGGAAAGUUACCCUAAGAUUGGGGAUAGCUUCGACAGAAUUGAAUGCUCAUAAGUUUAAAUUACUUAUUGAUUGGGUAACUGCUCCAGAUUCAAAAUGUAUUGGAUUAGAUAUUGGAUUCAAUGAUUUGGAGCCUCAUGUUGAAUACUUUAACCAUCGAUUAUCAAGUCAUAUUGAUGAUACAAAACUUCAAUUCCUUUCAUUGAAUUCGACCAAUUUACAAUACUCUCCUCAAACUAUUGAAUUGAUGAAGAAUUUAUCACAAGUGAAAACCAUACGGUUUUUGGACUUGAGUACCAACCCCGGGAUUUUCCCCAAGAUUAUACCGUAUUUAUCUAAGUUCUUACCGAUGUUUGUGGACUUGAGGAGAAUUCAUUUUGAUUUAAAUGAAUUAUCACCUAAACUGAUUGCUGCUUUGGCCAAUAUCUUACCUCAUAUUAAGACUUUGGUUCAUGUUUCCUUCUUAGGUAAUCGAGAAUUGACUGAAUCAGCUGCUGCGAUUAUUUAUACUGCCUUAAAGGAACUGAGAUCUAUUUUUGCCUUAGAUUUGGAUUAUGAUUUGAUUCCAGAUGAAUUGGCCCAGAGAAUAGCGUUUUAUUUGAUGAAGAACAUGCAAUACACUAUGAUCAACCAUACCUAUGUUUCCGAUAUUAAACACGAAGAAGACGAUGAAGAAUUAUUAUAUGAUGGAAGUAUCAUGAUGGAAACAGCAGAGAAACUAUUGAAUGAAAAGGGUAAGACUGAUAACCCUAAGGUGAUGAAGAUAUUAAAUGAUGCCAUCAUUGAAAGAACUCUGGUAAUAAGAAAGAAGAUUCAUAAUAAUAUAGACAUCUUAUUGGCUAAGAAGGAAUCUCUGGGUUUAACAGCCAGCGAAUCAGAUACUUUAUUGAAGUACUGUAUUUUGGAUUCAUCUUUAGAUAAUGUCUUUACAUUAUUUAAAGAGCAUGCUACCAUGACAAGUUCUGUUCCCUUAUCGCCGUCAAUCUCAAUUGAUGAAGCAAACAAUAGCAGUUCUCCAAGUACUUCUGCUUCUGUUUUGGCAAAUGUUUUAGCAGGUAAUUCUUCAAGAGCAACACCAGUUAAUGGUGGUCCAGCCAUAACUAACAGGCAUCCUGCUAUUGCUUCUAUAAUUGGAAACAAUACUCUUUUGAGACUUGAUGUCGAUGGUAAGUCAUUGGUUUCUCCGCCUACUGUUGGGGCAGAUGCAUCUUCUGGUGUUGCUGUAGUUACUGCUACUUCAAAUGCAACAACUGCCACUACUACUAACACUACUGUCCCAAAGGAAGAUUUGUCUCACAUGAAAUUACAGGGUGACAGUACAAGUUCUGAAGAUCCACCGUUCUUAUCUCAGCAACAACUGCGCAAGUCUCAAGAAUUACUUGCUCUGUUACCUAUUCUCUAUCCUCGGAUAUCAGACGUUACAGCUAACCCACCUCAACUGUCUGAGCCUACAGUCAUACCUCAUGAUGUUGUCACCACAAAUGUUGAUGGACAGGAAGCAACUAUUGACAAUAUGACAGGCAGGCCAGUUCUUAUGAGAUCGUUAUCACAAACAAGUGAACAUGAUAGAGAAUUGAAGGAAGAAGAAGGUGAAUUACAUAAACGAGAAUUCAACAUUAAUCAUCAAAUGUUCAUGGAUGCCAAUGAAGUAUAG